AUGUCCGACGCUCAUCUUUUCGCCGCACCCGUCGGCGCUCCGGUCAACGGUCACUCCUCUGGGUCAGAAUCCUCUGCCGCCGCCCCCGCUCCGAAAGUGGAGGUUGACCACGACGCGGCACCAAGCUUCCACUCGUCUUUGCCCGGGACCCGGCCCGAGUCGAACGAUGCGCCCCUCGUACCACCCACGGCAGAGCCCAUCUCCAGCGUCGGCAUCCAGCCCGCCUCUCUCAUCUCGGAAGCACAAGCUCAGUCCCAACACGUCGUCUCUUCGCAGCAGUCCCUUCCGCCAAAGUCAGAAUCCACCUCCGAUCACGCUUCCGAGCAAAACAGAUCUUACGACGGCCCCAUGGAACUGACGGCUGCCCAGCUAAAGUUUGCUCAGAGCACGCUCAAGUCGCUCAAGAGCCGACGCGAAGCCAUCGCCUUCCUUGCUCCCGUCAACCCAGUCGCACUAGGCAUUCCACAGUAUCCGCAGAUCAUCACCAAACCGAUGGACUUUGGCACCAUCGACAUCAAGUUGGCCCUCACCGCGCUCGUCCUCAAGCCCAACUCCAAGCCGGGAGACAAGGCCAAAUCAGCACCAGAAUGGGGUCUCGAUCCAUCCAGGGAUGUCUAUCGCCGCAUGGUUGAUUUCGAAACCGACGUUCGUCAGGUCUUUUUCAACUGCGCCACCUUCAACGGGCCCGACAGCCCUUACACCCAAAACGCACGCGUUCUCGAGGCCGCUUUUGACAAGUACAUGAAGGACGUACCUGCCGCUACGUCUCCACUGGCCCAAGCUUCCGAUCCUGCCGCUGCACGCGCCCGUCGUCCAUCCAACCCCGUUCCGACUAUCCGCCGCUCUUCGUCCGAUGUUGGCGGUCGCCCGAAGAGGGAGAUCCACCCUCCGCCUCCCAAGGAUCUGCCAUGGGCCAACGAGCCUCAGAGCGCUUCUUCCUCCGAGAUGCGCAAGGCCGCGCGCCGCAAGGUGGCAAAGAAGGCUGGCAGUCUCUCGGCACGCGAGCAGGCCCACUACGCAAAAGUGGCUCAGGACGAGCUGCGAUUCUGCACCAGGAUCAUCGACGAUCUCCUCAAGCCUACCUUCUCCAACGUUGCCUGGGUCUUCUACGAUCUGCCCACCAUGGACUUCGACUGGGCGCCCGCAUACUUUCAGAUGAUCAAGAAGCCGAUCGCUCUGCGCGAUGUCCAGAAGAACAUCAGAUCGGGCGAGUACGCGGAUGCGCAGGAGUUCGAUGCAGACAUGCAGUUGCUCUUCCAGAAUUGCUUCACCUUCAACCCGCCCGGCUCGGAUGUCCACAAUAUGGGCGAGCAGCUCAAGUCGGUGUACGAGGACAAGAUGUCACGCAAGCCCGCACCGGCUCCUUUGCCAGAUUACGAAGAGAGCGACGUCGACGAAGACGAGGAUGCCGAGGACGACGACGACGAGGUGGAUCCAGCUCUGCAGGCUGCGCUGCAGGAGCAGAUCUCGCAGCUCUCAGCCACGCUAGCCAUGCUCGAGGGCGCCAAGAACCAGAACGCGGGCCUCAUCGCCAACACAAAGACGAUGCUUGCGUCGUUGCAGGAGAGCUACGCCAGCUCCGGUGCCUCCAAGAAGAGCAAGAGCAAGGCCUCCGGCACAAAGAGAAAGUCGUCCGAAAGCGGCGGAGCUUCCAAGAAGAAGAGCAAGGCAAAGGCAGCUGGCAGCCCGUCUGCGGCGGCCGCCGAGUACGUGCCGGCCAAGAAGACCAAGACGGCUGCGGCGCCCAAGAAGAAGCCCACACCGAGCAGCAAGAAGGCGAGCUCGAGCCGCAGAGACGACAACAGCGACGAAGAUAUCCGCAACGUCACGUACGAGCAGAAGGAGGAGCUGGCUGCCAAGAUCACCGAGCUGUCGGAGGAGCGUCUGGACGGUGCGAUCCGCAUCAUCAACGAAGACAAGCCGCCGAACCAGAACGACGAGGAGGAGAUCGAGCUGGACAUUGACGAGCUGUCUCCGAGGACGCUGUACAAGCUGUACAAGUACGUGGUGCGUCCCAAGAAGCCAGCGCCGGUGGCCAACAAGAACUCCAAGUCGGCGCCGCUCGACGGUCGAAAACGUGGCACGGGAGGCAUCAAGAAGAAGAACCUGGACGAAGGGGAGGAGGCAGAAAGGAUCGCACGUCUGCAGCAGCAGCUGGAGCAGUUUGGCAACCCGGACGCUGUCGGAUCGGGUGGAGGUGCGGGAGGACACGACGAUCUGGUGCAUUCGGAAAGCUCUUCGGACGAGAGCGGAUCCGACUCGGAUUCGGACUGA
This is a messenger RNA of Pseudozyma hubeiensis SY62, 2274 nucleotides long. RefSeq names its product transcription factor. The coding region runs from base 1 to 2274 and encodes 757 amino acids. Gene Ontology annotation, biological process: regulation of DNA-templated transcription; chromatin remodeling. Lineage: Eukaryota; Fungi; Basidiomycota; Ustilaginomycetes; Ustilaginales; Ustilaginaceae. Gene Ontology annotation, cellular component: nucleus; chromatin. The transcript has a single exon. The record is from RefSeq and is a predicted model, not a curated record.